Lytechinus pictus (painted urchin) is the source of this 4222-nucleotide messenger RNA. RefSeq names its product transcriptional regulator ERG-like. NCBI's taxonomy places the organism in Eukaryota, Metazoa, Echinodermata, Echinoidea, Temnopleuroida, Toxopneustidae. The coding region runs from base 451 to 1101 and encodes 216 amino acids. The transcript is spliced from 3 exons. The record is from RefSeq and is a predicted model, not a curated record.
GAGACUUCAAAUGUCAUACAGUAAAGACCUUCUUUCACCAGUCUUGUAAUGGGUGUUCUAUAUAUCGGUUUAUAUUAAAAACUAUUAACUCUUCCGCUGCGAGUAAAGUUCGUGUGCAUUAACAACUCAUUGGAUAUACCCUGGACCAUCGAGGAAUAUAAUAUACAUUCGGCCGAGGCAGUGGAGCAGAUGGACCUUUGAGAAAAUAAACUUUUGAGAAUUUAGAAAGUGAUGAUAUAGAGAAAGAUUUAUUCGAAAAUAUCCCAAAUAUAAAUAGUACCACUUGAUGAAAAAUAGCCUUUCUAGAAUAUUGAUCUGUAUACCAUGUACAAAGUAUUCUGGUCUUGAUCUAUCACUCCAAAUAAUAACUUUUCUUGGGAUUCUUGUACUAAUCGUCAACUUAGGGACGUUUGUAUAUCAUUUCUUUUCGUUGAACCUUAACCGAUAUCCAUGUGUUCUACCGAGUUAUACCGGAAAGUGGAAGAAGAACCGUUGACUAUGACGAGGGCAUCAUCUUCCUGCUUCUUUGGAACAAUAUCUACCUUUCCCAUACUGGAAGCAUUAUCGGUAGUCUCAGACGAUCAGACGCUAUUUGAGAACACCUAUCGGGACGUGAAUAAAUCGAACACCAUCGUGUCUUCACCACAAAGCAGCAAUCACAUCCUUACAACACCCGUUCAUAAACCGAAGCUUUCAGUGGUUGCAUCACCCAGCAACGAGAGCCACAUCUGGAGCUCGUGCGUACAGGACCAAAGGAUGAAACAAGAGAUUGAGCAACCUACCGCUGGCGCCCAUGACGGGCUCCCGCCACCACAGGUCAGCCGAGGGGAACCCGAGUCCCCGUUGGAUUGUAGCGUUGCGAAACCCCGCCAGCAGCCACCGCCCCAUGGAGCACCACCUGGCGCCAUCAAUGCGGAGCCCACGCAGGCGGCACCACCAUACCCAUCGUGUCCGCCACAGCCGUACCUUGGUAAUACAGGUUCCACACCUGAAGAGCGAUCAGCAUCAGCUGGUACCACAGGAAGGUCACCACCACCAAAUGUUACCACCAAUGAGAAAAGGGUCAUAGUCCCUGCAGGUAAGCAAAAUACAAUACUUUAAUGACGUCAUAAUUAUGUAUCCCAAUAAGGAGUUAUCGCUCCACAACGCGCGACGGAUUCAAGAACAUUGACAAUGUAUUGUCAAAUGCCCUUCGUGACAAAGCCAAGCCAAGAAGGUGAAGCAGUGUCGUCCUGGACAUUGGCAAAAGGAAAUACCUGUAUUUGCAAUUUUUCGUCAACUCCGAAACUAAGGACGAAACUGGUCUUCUGGUUCACCAAUUUUCCGACCUCCAAGCUGUUCUUUGUCAUUUUUCUGGCAUUUUCAAUACCUUAAGAAUAUUCUUGAAUCAUUCGUGCACCCCGGAGUGAAAGUUCCCUAAUGUAGAAACACGAACGCCACUACAUACAACGAAAUUCGUUUAAAGGGCAUUUUUACGUUACAUGAUUCGGCAGCUUCUGCACUCUUUUCACAUUAUGGUCAUUUCGUAAUAGGUCUAUGUUUUUCUUUUUCUGUCAGAAUUAAAUAGUUAAAAAUUCCCCCAUUUCUCGUCCCUCUUUAUCUUACGAUGACUGUACUACGAAAUAAGUCAUCAUUGUUUUGUUAUUAUCGUGAGUAACAACCUAUACACUCAUAUGAUGAAAUACCAUAUUACAUGUAUUACGUGCUUAAGUGAAUUGACGUUCACAAGCUGCAGUCGUCAGCAAUUGUACAAAUCUAUCGAAGCUAUUUUUCGCCGAUGACAUUUGUCAUUCAGAUCCCAUUAUGGAUUUGACAGACCACAGAGAAGCCCAAGUGAUCCAACGCGUCUUAAAUCUCAAACCCUAAUUAAAGGGAACCAAGCUUAAUCAUUUUUCAGGUCUGAUUUUUUGUGUAUAGUCGGAUUCAUUUGCCUUGUAUUUUAUUCUUUUAUUGCAUAAUGAUGCAAAGUAAUUUAUUUAGCUAACAUUGUUCUUUGCUCAUUUUCAUUUUCUUUUCCAUAUCAUUUAGAUUUCCCUGCCCCUGUAACUCAUUUUCUCUCCGCAUGAUUUAAAGUCUGUUUCUACUACCUUCGCUCUUCCCAACUCGACUCCUACAUCAUUAUGUACAUGUACCCCCACUUUCCACAACUCCACCUGUAUAAUACCAAAACAAUUUGUACAGAUUGUGUAAACGUUUCUGCUUCUGUUAUGGUAACUCCCAAAGGAGUUCGGCAGGACAGGAUGUAUUAUAUCAUCAUUAUUAUUGGUAUAAUCAUAAGAGUGGUGUAAUAUAUCGGGGUUUGAUGGUGGUGACGAUUGAAUGAUAUUAGUAGAAAUAUUUGGUUAGAAGUUGAUUCAGGAUAUUGUUACUAAUUCAUGUGUUACUCUUACCCCAAACUAUCCCAUUUUUCCACUGUUGAAAACAAUGUUUUUUCUCCUGCGUAGCAAUGGAAGAUUAUUGCACUAUAAUUGUCUAUGGCUUUGUUUGUAUUUUAUAUUCAAACCCCGUAUUAUGAAAUUUGCAAGUAGUUGUUUACACAUCUUUGAUGGAAUAAAAGAUGGAAUAUGGGUAUUUCACCUUCAACCUGUUGUGAUAUUGUAUAGGUAGAUUGGAAUACUAGGGAAACAGUUGAUUGCAUAGCUAGCAAAUAAUGGCAGCAUUGGUACACAUAUAGUUUGCAUAAAACCUUUAACUAAAAGUUAACCAGUCAUUAGCUCAUCAUAAAUAUCAUGGUUUUGACUUGAUAAGGGUCGGAGGAAGUGUCCCAUUAGUGCACCGCUACCUGCUGGUCCAGACCCCCUCCAUGUUUUUCACGUAUCCCCAUUGCCAAAAACUUUGCCAAAGAAUGUCAAGCCCUCGAUGAUGAAUUAAAACAAGUCCAGAGAUUAAUUGAAUGCCGAUAUACAUACUGUCAUUAAUUGACCCGCAUUUGUUGUCAACGGUUUGUUAAAAUGUUUCAUUCAGUAGAAACAAAAUGCUUGUUAAACCCCUGUUUAUUCUUGUAUCUUGAAUUUUGUUUAUUUCAUUGUCCAAAAUUGAUUGGGAUAUAUUUGAUUUUGGAGGGGUCGAUUAACAUUAGAGAUUCAAUUCUGAAAGCCACAUAGAAACAAAGUUAUGCAAGACUUGAAUAACGAACAAACGGUUGAUUUUUCGGAUGUAGGUGAAUUACAAAUCAAAUUAGCAAAUGCAGCUAUGUAGUCUAUACAAUGACAUAAUUCAAGCUUCUUGCACGACUUUUUAAAUUUUCAUUUCAGAAUUAGGCUACAUGAACUCGUAAAGACCUUUAGAUAUUUACUGAUUUUAUUGUCAACUUUUGAUACGUGUUAUUAAGUUAUUUCAUUUACUUGCCUACUCGAUCUAGCCAAUAUUGACUGUUAAGCGCGCAUGCUCGUUAAAGAAAUCAGAUAUUGAGGGAAUCAGAUUAUUUAGUAUCUCUUUUACUUUUUAUUUUGGGGGAAUUAAGCAGCAAAGAGUUUCUUAGUAAUUUUCCCCCUCAAUUGGAUGCAGUCAGAAAAAGAACACUUUUGAUUCAUUGUUUCCCCUUUUCCUCACUGGCCGUUGUUUUCACGUUUUUCUUGUGAUUUAACCAUUGAUUAUAUGCGGUUUAUAUUGACUACCCCCCCACACAGUGGCCACAACACAAACUAUCAAUGGGAACAGUCCCAUUCCAAACUUGUAUGUUAUGGUGUUCAUGGUGUUAAUAUUUAGGAGAGGAGAGAAGAACCCGGGAGAGGAAAAUUCACUCAACAAUUAAUUAGGGUUCUGGUGAAAAUAAACCAUCCUCUUAUCGCUCUAGAAACUACUUUACUGUGGUUUAUAUAGGCUGUUACUAGGUUCUAUCAAAGCAUAUACAUCACUCUACCCAUGCCUUCGGGCUCAAUGUCGAGGUUACAGUGUGGUUUGUGUCCCACCUUAAGGUCUGUGGUUCGAAACCCAUGCUAAAUGUGGGAUGUUAUUACAAAGUUGUCAAUUGGAGGGGAGGGUUAAUAAAAUAACGAAAUAACAUUACUUGCAUUUGUCUAGAUCCUUUAUUCAGGAAAACCGAUUAUUGUCUUAAAAUAAGUUAAGCUAAAUCAUUUGGAUAACUGGCACAUCAUUGCGAAGCUUAGGCCACCGUUUUGUAUUCGUCAUAUUUCGUUAUACAUAAUUCAAGCAUUAGUGAGUCAGAAUAUUUGAAGAGAAUGUACUUGACGAACGAUAUCAAAAUUAUGAAUUUUAUACG